AUGCCCUUCAACCGGCCUCAAGAUCAACUAACACGUCCCCGCUCACAUCAGGAACCCCAAGACGUCGUGCCCCAGUCCAGUGACGAGGAAUCCUCCAGCGAGGAGUCUGAGGAGGAAGAGUCCGGCGAGGGCGAAGGAGGAAGCGAAGAUGAAGACGCCGGCCCCAGCUCCGCCGCGGGCGCAUCCAUGACCCGCGAAGAGCGAAGAGCUGCCGCCAAAGCAAAGAAACAAGAGGCGAUUGCCAGACGAAAGCACACCGCCGCGCAGCCGGGCGACCUGCCGCCGAGCGACUCCGAGGCCAGCGAAGACGAAGACCUACCUGCCAAUCCCAACCACACGGCCAAGUCCCGCUCGCAGCUGCAGAAGAAGGAGCCCGACGAGAAAGCUGCCCCGGCGCCGAAAAAGGCACCCGCUGAUUUAUCGCAGCUGUCGCGACGGGAGCGUGAGGCGGUCCAGGCGCAGCAGGCGCGCGAGCGGUAUAUGAAGCUGCAUGCGGAGGGGAAGACGGAUGAGGCGCGCGCAGAUCUGGCGCGGUUGGCGCUUGUGCGAGAGCAGCGCGAAGCCGAGAGAGCAAGGAAGCAGGCGGAGAAAGAGGAGAAGGACGAGCAGGCACGGGAGCGCGCGGCUGCUGUGAAGGAGCGCGAGGACAGGUUGCGACAGGCGGCGAUGGGCAAGCCGAAGAAGGGUGGGAAGAAAUGA
Penicillium lagena is the source of this 699-nucleotide messenger RNA. RefSeq names its product PDGFA associated 1 family protein. The transcript has a single exon. Gene Ontology annotation, molecular function: RNA binding. Gene Ontology annotation, cellular component: cytosol. Lineage: Eukaryota; Fungi; Ascomycota; Eurotiomycetes; Eurotiales; Aspergillaceae. Bases 1 to 699 code for a protein of 232 amino acids. The record is from RefSeq and is a predicted model, not a curated record.